Hippocampus zosterae (dwarf seahorse) is the source of this 7400-nucleotide messenger RNA. RefSeq names its product nuclear receptor coactivator 6 (gene ncoa6). The record is from RefSeq and is a predicted model, not a curated record. The transcript has 17 exons. The coding region runs from base 154 to 7119 and encodes 2321 amino acids. Gene Ontology annotation, biological process: positive regulation of transcription by RNA polymerase II. Gene Ontology annotation, cellular component: nucleus; histone methyltransferase complex; transcription regulator complex. NCBI's taxonomy places the organism in Eukaryota, Metazoa, Chordata, Actinopteri, Syngnathiformes, Syngnathidae.
AACGGAAACCCUGAGCGUGCGUAAUGCCGUGUUUUUCGUUAUCCCUGUUUUGUUAGCUAAUUUGGCUAGCAGAUGUCGACAGGUCGAAUUUAUUUCCAGAAAACAAUGUGUGUGUAAAGAGUGUUCCAACGCCACUCCCAGACAAAGAGGAGAAUGGCUCAUCGAGGCACUCCACCUCAGCUGUCCCAACAGACCCAAGACCUGGAGCGUGACAGUGACUCCGACUGGGACUCUGGCGUCGGUGAUGACGUUGACUGUUGCCACCGAAGCCCGGAGAACGAAGAGGAUCACAACAACCAAGAUGCCACUGAAGACUGCAUUGGGGCAGCAGCACAUUUUACUGUUUUUGUUGCCUUUCAAGGGAGUAUGGAAGAUGAAGACUUCACAAUUAAACUUGAUACUGUCCUCCGUGGUAUACCCAGCAUGCUUGAUAUGGAAUCAAAGACGCUUCACCCACAGCUUGUCGAGCCGUGGAACAGUGUGCGUGUUACCUUCAACAUUCCACGGGAUGCUGCUGAACGACUGAGGCUGCUGGCUCAGAACAACCAGCAGCAGCUCAGAGACCUGGGAAUUCUUUCUGUGCAAAUUGAAGGAGAGGGGGCCAUCAACGUUGCAGGGGGACCAAAUCGGGGACAAGAAGUCAGAGUUAAUGGACCAAUUGGAGCAGCUGGCCAAAUGAGAAUGGAUGUGGGAAUUCCAAGUCAGCCUGGUCCAGUAGGGGUGAGGAUGUCAAAUCCUUCGAUGGUCCCGACAGGCUCAGCCAUAGCAGGCCAAGCUCUCAUGCCAGGCAACGGUGGACAGAUGCAUCCUCGUGUUCCAAGACCAUCUUCACGGACAGAUGUCAUGGAUCCAAUGAUGCCAGGCAUGUCAGUUCAGCAGCAGCAACUUCAACAUCAACAGGCUGGUCCCCAUGGUCCCAUUCUUCCCCAGGCUGCCCAUCACAUGCAGGCUUUGCAGUCUGGUAGACCAAUCAACCCUGCUUCUUUACAGCAGCUUCAACAACAUCACCAACAGCAACAAGCCCAACAGCAAGCACAAUUCUCUCAGCUUGGAGCGAGACCUCCAUUCAACCAACCGGGCCAAAUGGCUAUACCUCCUGGCUGGAACCCCUCUGGAGUCCUCCAGACACCGGCCGCCCAAGGAGGUCCUGCCUGGAGGAAGCCUCCACCUCAAGCCCAGAUGGUUCAACGCCCUCCUUCCCUUACUACAGUACAGACGCCCAGUCACCCUCCACCACCUUAUCCAUUUGGUAGCCAACAGGCAGGUCAGGUAUUCAGCGUAAUGGGACAAGGACAAUUGCAGCAGCAACAACAACAGAUGGCAAUGGGUCAGUUUGCUGCACCCCAGCCUAAAGCCCCACAGGUUGUCCCAAGUGGUGUUGUAGGACCACCAAGACCACCUCCACCCAUUCCACCCACUAGUGGCCCACAGGGGAAUCUCGCUGCCAAAUCCCCGGGGUCGUCGUCAUCUCCUUUUCAACAGGGUUCACCUGGAACUCCCCCAAUGAUGGCUCCGAGACCUACAACUCCACAGGGUUUUCCACAGGGUGUUAGCUCACCAGGAAGAGCAACCCUCAACCAACAAGGUAACAUGCAACAAGGAUUCAUAGGAAUGCCUCAACAUGGACAACCUGGAACACAAGUUCAUCCAGGUAUACCGAAGAGGCCAAUGGGCUUUCCAACCCAAAACUUUGCCCAAGGUCAGGUGGGUACCACCACGUCAGGAGCCCCUGGUGCAGGAUCUAGUCAGCAGCUACAGAGCAGCCAAACAUUGACUCAUACUGGAGUCCAGCAGUCAUCCUCAACCCCAAACUCAAUCCAUGCCCAACCCAAUGUUAUGGGUGUACAAGGUGGCAUUCCAGGUCAGUCCCCGGGCACAGCUAGUGGGUCUAACAUGACCCAGCAACAGCAACAGCAGCAGCCAGGCCUUCAGACGCCGAUGUUGGGCCUCCAGCAUCAGGCCCAACCCGUGUCCUCCUCCCCCAGCCAGAUGGUUCAAGGCCAGGGUGGAGGUCAGACUGUCCUCUCAAGGCCCCUCAGUCAAGGGCAGAGAGGAGGGAUGACCCCACCCAAGCAAAUGAUGCCUCAGCAAGGCCAGGGGGUGAUUCAUGGGCAGGGUCAGAUGGUUGGAGGCCAAGGACAUCAGGCAAUGCUCCUGCAACAACAACAACAACAACAACAACAACAGCAGCAGCAACAGCAAAAUUCCAUGAUGGAACAAAUGGUUGUAAGCCAAAUGCAAGGCAACAAACAGCCAUUUGGAGGAAAAAUACCGUCUGGGGUUAUGCCUGGCCAGAUGAUGCGUGGCCCUUCACCAAAUGUUCCAGGUAACAUGGCUCAAUUCCAGGGCCAAGUCGGCCCACAGCCAAUGACACCACAACAACAGCAGCAGCAGCAAAUGGCUCAUAUUCAACAACAACAGUUGCAACAGCAACAGCAGCAUCAACUGCAACAGCAACAGAUUCAGCAGCAACACCACCACCAGCAGAUGAAUCAGCAGCAGCCUCAACAGGUUCCACUUACUGUCAAUCCUAAUCAGAUGAUGGGUAUGCACGGACAACAACAUUUGAGGCUUCCUGCUGGUCACCCUCUGAUCCAACAACAGUUGCAACAGCAGCAGUUACAUCAGCAGCAGAAACAGCAGCAGCAAGUAAUGUUGCAACAGCAGCAGCAGCAACAGCAGCAGCAACAGCAGACCGCUCAACCACACCCACAUCAAUUGGGAGAUCCCAAUAGUGGGACAGGCGAUUUGGGGGUCCAACAGAUGGUCCCUGAUAUGCAGGUACAGCAGGCUCAAAGCAUGAUUGGUGGACCUCAGCACAUGCAAAUGGGAAAUGGACACUUUGCAGGUCAUGGCAUGAACUUUAACUCCCAAUUCCCGGCUCAGGUUCCUAUAGGGGGGCCUUGUGCACAGGCAGGUGGUUUUCCUGUCAGUAAAGAUGUAACAUUGACAAGCCCCCUGCUGGUAAAUCUCCUGCAGAGUGAUAUCUCAGCCAGCCAGUUUGGACCAGGAGGAAAGCAAGCUGGUGGAAGCAAUCAGGUCAAACCCAAAAAGAAGAAACCUGCCCGAAAGAAGAAGCCAAAAGAUGGAGAAGGACCCCAGCAAGUCGAGGGACCUGGAGGUCUGGAUGUGAGUGGUAUGGAGGAUUCUGAAGUGCAAAAUUUUGCUGGAGAACAGAGUUUGGGCCUGGACAACUCGGGCCAAAAGCUUGCUGACUUUCCCAAUAGGCCUGCAGUAUUCACUGGCCAACCAGGUGAUCAAAGGAUAUUGCAGCAGGUACCAAUGCAGUUUAUGCAGCAGCAGCAGCAGCAACAACAACAAAUUCAACACAUGCAACAGCAGCAGCAAAUCCAACAGCAGCAGCAAAUCCAACAGCAGCAGCAAAUCCAACAGCAGCAGCAAAUUCAACAGCAGCAAAUUCAACAACAACAAAUGCAGCAACAAUUACAACAGCAGCAGAUGCAGCAACAGCAAAUGCAACAGUUGCAGAUGCAAGGUCUCCAGAAUGCUCAAGGGCAGCAGGGUAUGACAGGACCACAGACCACAGUUCAAGGCCAACCCCAGGUACACCAUCAGCUGCAACAGCAGCAGGGUCAACAGCAACAACUACAACAACAGCAACAGCAGCAGAUGUUAAUGAUGCUUAAGAUGCAGCAAGAGCAGAAAAAUCGCAUGUCCAGCGCUUCAGGAAGUCAACUUCCUCCUCGUGUCAUUGGCAAUCAACCUGAGGCACAGAGACUCCCAGUCUCACAGCAAGGGAACAUGCCUGUCAUGAUCAGCCUUCAAGGACAUGCGGGAUUAGCGCAGUCUCCUGACAAAGCAAGAGGGAUGCCCUUGAUCAUAAAUCCCCAGCUUGCAGGUGCUGCACGACGAAUGUCCCUCCCUGAGUCGACGCAGGGUCCGCAAGGCACUGGAUCUGAUGAGACAACAUCUGGGAUCCACCCAAAGCAAGAUAAACCAAGCGGUGCAGAAAGUGGCAUGCAGCCUGGAAAUGGCGGCCAACAGAUGAUGGCCAACCAGGGUUCCACAACACACGUGAUGAAGCAAGGCACUGUUCCAUCAUCAGUGACGCAGCACACUGGAGCCAGUCCACAACAACAACAAUUGCCCACUCAACCUCAACAAGGAGGACCCAUGUCUGGCAUUCAUUUCCCUAACGUUCCCACAACUUCACAGAGUUCCAGACCAAAAACUCCCAACAGGGCCAGCCCCAGGCCAUAUCAUCACCCCCUCACCCCAACUAAUCGUCCUCCAAGCACUGAGCCCUCAGAAAUCAACCUUUCGCCAGAAAGGCUCAAUGCUUCAAUUGCAGGGCUAUUUCCACCUAAAAUCAACAUUCCUUUGCCACCCAGGCAGACAAACUUAAACAGAGGAUUUGACCAACAGGGCCUCAACCCAACAACUUUGAAAGCCAUUGGACAGGCGCCUCCAAACUUAACUUUACCAGGCAACAACAGCAACAGCGGAAAUGGUGGAAAUAGCACGAGCAACAGUCAGCAACCUUUCUCGACUGGUACUGGUGGGGCAGGCACUAAACCCGACAAGCAUUCUGGAGGACAGAAUAAAAGGGCAAGUCCUAGCAAUAGUCGUAGGUCAAGCCCAGCUUCGAGUCGCAAGUCAACCACACCAAGUCCUGGAAGACAGAAGGGGGCAAAAGUGGCCAUCACAUGUCCUCCCCAACCUCAACAGCUGGUUAAUGCUCAGGGGCAAACUAUGAUGCUAAGUCCUUCUUCAGUGACGCCAAGUCCAGUAUCCAUGGCGUCACAAUUAAGUGGCAACAUGGAGAUGCAACAAACCCAGAGUCCCCUCCAUGGUUUACAAGGUAACCCUCCUGAGGGCAUCAAAGAAAGUCAUAUAAUGAUGGCAUCCGAGCAACGUCAAAUAUCUCAGCCUCAACCACAUCCUCAGCCUGUGCGGGAGUUAUCGGCACCAAGAAUGACAAGUCCUCGUCCUCCCGCUCCUCAGCAGCCGAAAUCUGACUUGGAGUUGCAAGCUGGGACAGUCGAUAGGCAGUCAACACACAAAGCACCACUGCAGGACUCUGGGGGUUCAGUGGCUGUCAGGGCUGCUCCCACUUCUCUGAACCAGCUUCUGGACGUCCCGAACAAGCCUCAUCAACCUGUGCAUGGUACUUUGGUUCGGGACGUUAUGGCAAAAAACAGCCCUCAGUCAGCCAUGGAUCCAGAGAGACAACAUCACUUAGACACUCAGAGUACAGACACGCUCGCCCCUGUUGCUACUUCUGCCGCUCCUAAUGAAUCAGAAGUUAAAUCCAAGCCUCCUGUGUCAGCUCCUAUUAGCAGUCACAGCAUGCAUCCUCAUGUGACCUUCAAUGCCGCUCCUAGCAAUAACCAAAACCCAUUAUCCUCUCCAGGUAUCAGUUCCAGUCUGAGUACAAUGACUAGCCUUUGUUCUACCUUCACUAACACUAAUGUUGUCCAGAGUGUAAGCUCUAAACCAGUUAAUUCCACUCAGGGCAGUCAUUCGAUAGCAGUUAGCAGCAGUUCUAAUGCCAGCUAUAGUGCAAACCAAGCCGGCGUGAUGCUCAAGCCCGGCAUGGGCCCGAAACCUAUUACAAGUGUGCACUCAGUCAUACAGAUUCCUACUUCAUCCAGCUCAAUUCCUCCCAACCAGAUCACCGUAUUUGUCACACCUAACCCAGUGACUUCUACACCGACAUCUCAAGUUCCUACAUCCGUGGUCUCCACGAUGGUAACUCUUCCAAACAAGAAUAUUCGGCCGCAGGAUAUCCGACAUCAGACACCUGUAACUCGACCGCCUCAGUUUAUCACCACCACCCCUGUUUUUAUCAACCCAAUCUUUCAAGUCCCAAGUACGUCUGUGUCGCCCAAUACCACAGGAGUUUCUCAGUCAGUCACUAUGGUGGGACCUAUCCAAGUAUCUACGUCAAACAUCCAACUUUCUACCGCCACUAGUUCCACACAAUCCUCUGUGGCAAAUAUAAGCACAUCUCAACUUGCACGAAGCACCGUUGGACACCUUCAGACUGUCUCCAAUGUCUCUUCAGCCACCCCAAUUGAUGCACAUUCAGGUCCUCAGCAAAUCAACCAUGGUGCUCUUAAAGUUGAAAAUAUAGUUGACGCUCAGAAAUCAGGUUCAGCAGUCAGCCAGCCAUCUCAUUCAAGCCCUUCAACGUCCACCUCUUUCCAACCUCCCAUUGCAUCUCCGCCUUGCACAAGCCCUAGCAGUAUGCACACACUUCGAAAGGACCUCAUGUCUGCCGCUCCCACUGCGCAGUUAAAAAGUAAGCCGGCGCAGGUGGCCGUAGCUCUUUCUGGAACAGCUGAUUCCCAGAUACCUGCUCAAGUGUCCAGUGUGGCUGCUCCUCCACCACAUGUCUUCCACCCUUCUGCUAGUUCCGUUAUUCCAACUGAAGCUGCAGUGGACCACACAACUCAUGCCACUCCAAACCAUACAACACCAGCAAUCUCCUCUUUUACUUCGGCUCCUGGGCAGGUUACUGUUCCAACACAGGCACCAUUGCCUUCUACUCCUUCAUUGUCAAACUGCACCCAGGCUGCAACGUCUCAAAAUCCCAUCACGAGUGUAGUUGGUACCACCGUUGCAGUCUCCUCUACAUCAUUGCUCUCUACAGUCAGUCCGGUAAAGAAUCCAGUACCGUCCGUGGUUCCAAUUGUUGCCAUGCCUGGACUGAUUCACGAGACCCCACCCACAAAUUCAUCUGUUGCUAGCACCGGCAGAGUUCCUCUUUCUCAGACCGGACCUGUGUCUUUUGAGCCUGCUGUUACACAAGCACUGGCUCCUCCUGAAACUAUUCAGACCACACCAGAAUCUGUUCAGCAAGAUGCUUCACAAGAACCUGUUGCUGUUGAGAAGACAAGUGAAGAGAUCUUAACAAGUCCUGAUCAGGGAUGGGCAAAGAAAAGAAAGACGCCCAUCAACUUAGUUCCAAGGGCUGCUGUGGAGAAACCCAAGGGGCCGAGUAGACGCAGCUCUCGAGCAGAGAAGGAGGUGGAGGAAGAGCCAGUAGCAGAAAGUGGUGUCAGGAAGCGAUCAGCACGGCCUGGAACAACUGCUGCUGCUGUUAAAGAAACUGGAGCCAGCCCCACUCAGGCCAAACGAAGGAAGUCAAAAUAGGAGCAAAAUUCUGCUUUGACCACUGUUAUGUUUCUGUAUUCUGCUGUGAAUCACUUGAUUUGGAUUUCUCUGUCCGACCUUUUUUUUUUUUACUCGAGCAAGAAAUCAUGUACAGAUUGUUUUUUAAAAAAUGAGAUGCGUUGUCCGUCCUGUAAUGUGAGAUUGUAGUUAAAAUGUGUGCAAAUGUUUUUUGUUACAUGCUGGAUUAAUCAUGUUUAGACUGAUAAUGGAGCUUGUCUUGUUUGCAAAAUUGUUAAAACUGAAUAAAAUUUUCUACCGUU